Molecule: messenger RNA, 1658 nt
Organism: Dinoponera quadriceps
Lineage: Eukaryota; Metazoa; Arthropoda; Insecta; Hymenoptera; Formicidae
Gene: Eh
Product: eclosion hormone
Exons: 3
Coding region: 42-308 (88 amino acids)
Biological process (GO): neuropeptide signaling pathway; ecdysis, chitin-based cuticle
Molecular function (GO): ecdysis-triggering hormone activity
Source: RefSeq, a predicted model, not a curated record
UCCAACAGCUUCGCCUUCAGCCUGCUGUGUGCCGAUCAGUCAUGAGCUCGUCUAACCGAUACAUCAUCGUACUGCUCGCUGUCGUCUUCGCUGUUCUCUGCUUUACAACGGCCACGACUUAUGCUGAGAGAUAUGUCGGUGUUUGCAUAAGGAAUUGCGCCCAGUGCAGGGACAUGUACGGCACGUAUUUUAAGGUACAGAAGUGCGCUGAUUUUUGCGUGAAGUAUAAGGGCAAGUUCAUUCCGGACUGCGAGGACGAGGACUCGAUUCGCCCGUAUCUUCAGGGGCCCGAUGAGAGCGAUUAUUAAUCAUCAAGAUCUGUCACACAGGCCUGUCUCUUCGGCUGUCGCGCGUAAUUGGAUCUUCGCCGAAGAGAUUCUCGUGAGUCUCGAUGUCAAUUGUUUUCGCUGAAUGACGCUAGGACGCUUAAUUUAAUAAGUAUGUUAAUAAUGUGUGCGUGCGCGCGUGUGUGUGUGUAUGCAGCACUCGCAAUUUUUAUUGUCGCGUCUCACGGAAGUCGCAAAUGAAAAGUAACGAUUCUGCAGAGGCAUAGCUAUGACUCAUAAGUGCAAAUUGAAUGACGCGAUAACAAUGUACCAAUAAUUGAGAGCAGCUCUUUAAACUUUGACGCGUCAUACGUCGGAAUAACCCGCGGCGAUAAAUGGAAGAAUUGUACAAAGAUACCGAGCGACUAAUCUUAAGUUCUUAGUAUUUCAUUAGCGGCCGUAAUCAUUACGUGUAUAAUUAUGAUGUGAUAUAACAUCGCAAUUAUACAUGUAAAUUCGCCACAAUCUCAGGCAGAACAGAAAGAUGGCGUGAGAAUGAAGACGUCGAAAUAAUGAAAAAAUGAUCGAAGAAUGAGUUUUACAACCAUUAUCUCGUUUUCAUUUUGAUAUUAUUUUGACGUCAUUGUUAUUUUCCUGUUCUGGGAUGAGAAGAUCGUGAAUGCGGUAUGAAAGUAUUCAGGAAGCCGAAUCUAGUCAAUCGAAGAAUCGAUCACCUCCGUCAGCGAAACCGAAUUCACACACAUCUAUCGUAAUUCACGUGGUAAAUUAUCAUCUUUUCGUUGAGCCCGCUUUAGAUGAAUUUAAAGUGCGCGGCAGGAUUUAGGAAAUUAUAUUUCAUACCGACAAGGUAUUGCAGAAACUAUCGACCCGGGAUAACGUUCCUGAUAAUUGUCGACGCCUGGUUGGCCGGGUCAGUCACUACCGACAUUACCGACUGUUUUCUCUUGCGGGACCGUUAUUUUGUUUUAAGAUCUCACGAGUAAUGUCAUCUGAAUAAGAUUUAGAUUUCAUCGUAGACAUUAAUAUCGAUCGUCAAAACGCACGAGAAAAUUCCGUUUAUCUCGAGAUCUACAUUGUUUUUUAAAUUUUACCGCUCUUUUCACUUCGACUCUUAGUUUCAGAUAAUAACGCUCCGUUUAUCGUACUUCGAGCAGACCCUGGUUGCUCGAUUUUUUUACGUAAAUUCAGGAACAGUACGUUAGAUUCAACAUACCGAAGACAUGCAGAGGCGCCAUCUGUUGCGGCCUCCGCCGUAUUAAUACAUCGGUACCGACAAACAUUUUUCACGACGGCCGAAGCUGCGAUUUGAAUUCUCCGCUGCUGCGACCCUACGAAGACGCUGCACUGUGUUGACAUUCCCGAUGACGGCCC